CGCUCACUCUGAGCCGGGAGAGAGACGCUGCUGCUGCUGCUGCUCUCACACACACACACACGCACACGCACACACUCGGAGGCUCCGGAGAGAGGAGGAGACGGGAACACGCCUCCGCUGAUUCAGCCGCACCGCCACCACUGUGCUCAGCGGCGGCUCGGAGCAGGACGCGGAGGGAUAGAACAGUCAGUCGGACCGCGUCAUUCCCGGCGUGGAUGUGCGGACAGCGACCGAGGCGGGGAAGAGACGCACCGCCGCGCCGCUCUUCUUCUCCGGCUGAUCUGGUGAUCGUCUCCAGCCUGAAGGUUGAGCUGCUCCCAGACUGAGGAGCACCAUGACCCAGGAGGGGCAGGACCUGCUGUCCCCCGCCCCACCGGAGAACACAGUGGAAUCCAUGACCACCACAAACCAUCAGUCUUCAGCGGCACACGACCACGGCGAUGUGGAGGAGAGCGGGAGGGAAGAGGAGGAGGAAACCCAGGAGGAGAGAUGCAAGGACAAGGAGGGGAGGACAGAGUUAAAGAAGGGGGUGGGUGACGAAGAGGAGGGAUGCAGGAAUGUAGCAGCAGGCUCCACGGGGGAGGCGGAGGAGAGAGAGAAGGAAGCGGAGCGGCGAGAAGCGGGGCCUCCCCACAGGGAUGCAAGUCUGGCUAAUGGUGUUUGUCUGGAUGAAGAUGAGGAGGAGGAUGGUGGUCGGGAUGAAGAGGACUUGGAUGCCUUCAGUUCAAACUUCGAGUCAACGGUAGAACUGGCCGACACGGAGGUGGAGGAGCCCGAAGAGGAAGGUGUGAGGGACAGUCAGGACAGUCUCAGCUCACAGUUCGAGCAGAUCAUCGAGACGAUCGCGGAGGAAGACGAGGAGGAAGAGGCACGAGGGAUGGAAGAGGCCGGCGCCAUGGUGGACAAUAAAGACGGUUUCAGCUCCACGUUUGAGCGCAUCGUGGAGUCUGCCUUGCUCAGAGGCGGCACCUGCUACAGCAGUCUGGACUCUCUGGACGUGCUGUCGCUCACCGAUGAAACAGACAGCUGUGUCAGCUUCGACGCGCCGCUGACGCCGCUCAUCCAACAGAGGGCGCUGUUGCAGGGCCCAGAGCCUCUGGAGCUGGAGCUGGAGACGGUGCAGGAGCAGGACGGGGUCGAGGCCGGACCAGACGGCCUGGACGGUGAUCUCAGUGUCAAAGGCGCUGCGGUGGGAGGAAGCCCGCUGAAGACCACCAUACCAGGGAGCAGGUCGGAGUUUGUGCUGAGUCAGCCGGGACGCUGGGCCAACGCCAAUGGAUACCAUGUGGACCUGCUGGGGGGAUCUGAGGGUGGUGGAACCAUGCACAACUCGCUCAGCGACGCCAACCUCGCAGACGUGCUGUCUGACUCCGAGGAGGGGGACCUGGGCGGUCUGGAGCGCGGCAGCACCGACACUCUGGCCAACGGCUGCAGAGCCGACACCGAGGCCGCCAAGAGGCUAGCCAAGCGCCUCUACUACCUGGAGGGGUUCAAACGCUGUGACGUGGCUCGGCACCUGGGCAAGAAUAAUGACUUCAGCCAGCUGGUGGCGUCGGAGUACCUGAAUUUCUUCGAUUUCUCCGGCCUGUCGCUGGACCGGGCCCUGAGGAACUUUUUAAAAGCCUUCCCGCUGAUGGGGGAGACCCAGGAGAGGGAGCGAGUCCUGGUCCACUUCUCCAGACGCUUCUGCCAAUGUAACCCCCAGACUCCAUCCUCUGAAGGUCAGAGCUGUGAGGGUGAUGAUGCUGCUCAUAAUGACGGCGCCCACACGCUAACCUGCGCCCUCAUGCUCCUCAACACUGAUCUGCACGGACACAAUAUCGGGAAGAAGAUGUCCUGUCAACAGUUUAUCAGCAAUCUAGAUGGCCUGAACAACGGCAAAGAUUUCCCCAAAGAACUGCUGAAGGUCUUGUAUAACUCCAUCAAGAACGAGAAGCUGGAGUGGGCCGUUGAGGAAGAGGAGCUGAGGAAGAGUUUGUCGGAGCUGGUGGAGGAGCAGUGCGAGGGAGGGAGUAAACGUGUUGCCAGGGUAACAGACAGCAAUAACCCCUUUAUCGCCAUCCCCAUCCUGUUAAACGCCGUCACCUACAAACACGGCGUUCUGACCCGCAAGAGCCACGCCGACAUGGACGGCAAGCGCACCCCACGAGGUCGCCGCGGCUGGAAGAAGUUCUAUGCGGUUCUGAAGGGAAUGAUCCUGUACCUCCAGAAGGACGAAUACAAGCCUGAUGCUGACAUCUCCGAGGUGGACCUGAAGAACGCAGUGCGGAUCCAUCACGCCUUGGCCACCAGAGCCACCGACUACAGCAAGAGAGCCAACGUGCUGAAGCUGAAGACCUCCGACUGGAGAGUCUUCCUGCUGCAGGCCUCGAGCGAGGAGGAGAUGAUGUCGUGGAUAUUCCGGAUAAAUCUGGUCGCCGCUCUGUUCUCUGCUCCGGCGUUCCCCGCUGCUAUUGGCUCCAUGAAGAAAUUUUGCCGUCCAAUUUUGCCGUCGUCAUCCACCAGGCUCAAGCAGGAGGAGCAGCUGCUGAGUCAUGAGAGCAAGCUGAAGCAGAUGAGCCUGGAGCUAGAGGAGCAUCGGAAACACCCGCCCUCGUCCGACCCCAAAAGCCGCGAGUGGGAGGAGCACCGGCUCAAAGAGCACUACCUCACAUACGAGAAGACGCGCUACGAGACGUACAUCAACCUCCUCCAGGCCAAGCUCAAAGCGGAGACGGACGACCUGGAGAAGAUCGAGGCCAGCGUGAUGGGCGGGCUCUUCUUGGACGGCCGAGACUGCCUCCUCCGAAAAACCAAGUCCUCGCCGUCCAUCAGUCAGGCGCACGGCGGGUCGAACGGUCGGACGGCAGGAUACGCCGCGCCAGCGCAGCUGAGCUGAAGGCAACGGUCCCAGCCGGCUGCUGCGUCUUCCGGAGCGUGGUGACCGUCUUUGAGCAAUAGGUGGCGACGAGGAGCUUCGUCUGAAAUCCUGAACCUGCCAAAGUUCCUAGAACUUGAAUUCUUGCACAUGUAACUGAUCCUAACUGUGAUCCGUAUUUAAACCACCGUCAGUAUUAUUUCCAGAGAGCGAUUUAUUUUGUACGAGCUGGAGGCCGGAGAGACAGAGCUGAUUGUUUACUGGGAGAUGGUGGAAACGGUACUACUGUAGCAUGUUGGCCUUUUCCUCACUCACUUUUGGACCUACAGUACGGGUGCUUGUGGACAUAUCUGUGGCAGCCGAGCUCUCAAUAGUCCGUCCUUGUACAGGAUAUUUAUUUAUUUAUUUAAAGCUAUAUGUACAGCGGGCAGCAUGUUUGGGGUCACCAGAGGAACUCGAGUGCGAGUGCCUUACUGAGUGAACACAAACUGAAGGUACGUCCCAUCUGACGCACCACUGAGAGACCUAUCCGGUGUCGUGAUCACAAACAGCACGUGAGCUUGCCACUUCUCGGUCGGACUGGACGAAACAGGGUUUAAAUGAAGUCCUGUUGAGGCUCCAUGGCAUUUAAAAAUGGCUGCCGUGAAGACAGGUUUCAUGACAUGGCGGUUAAAUGCCUUUAACAUAGUUCCACCUGUUAGUGAGGACACAUAGCAACUGCCAACACUGAAUGGCUAAUCAUUUCAGCGCCACUUGUCUAUACGACAUUAGGAUGAAAUUGAAGACCAAAACUGCUUUUCUACUUUUGCUUCCAGUUUGUUUUCGCACUGGAGGAUACCACGUCUUUUGUAACCUGUACAAAGUCUGUAGAGCGACAACGCCUUCCACAUCAAAUAGUGUCUGGAAAAGCAGGCAGUUGACGGACGAUGACCCGCCUCUGGGUUAGCUCAUACCUGGUGAGUUUGCUAGCGCAGUAUCAACACAUCUGGCUGGAAGUCCUGCCCAAAACACUUCUCCACACACCUUCAGGAUAGUUAUGUUUAGAAGAGACGUCUCCCAUACUUCUUAAAAGCGGAGAUGCCUCGGACACGCUAGCUUGCCAUCUCCUAGCAUCACAACCAGAUGGCAUUCUUUGUUUUCACUCUGUCAUGACGCCAAUAGAAUAUUUCUUGUGGAUGUGAGACCUGUUAGUUAAAGAGCUUGAGUCAUAUCCCCAGACUGUUGUCCUUUAAGUGACUGAAUAUCAAAAUGUAGCGUAGCAAGUUCUCUGCUGCCGCGGAGCUAACGGCUGUCUGAAUGUUGACCCGGGGACGACGACAACAAGUCAGUGCUUGGUUCUGUGAAGCUUGUUCUCACGGCUCGCGUGAUCCAAAACAACACACUCAGUCCAGAGUUGGGGGCGCUGCUGUUCAUCGGUCACCUACAUGUGGUUUCUGUAGGCUUCCUGCGCUAGCGUCCAUCACUGCGCACUCGGUGUGAACACUCGCAAGUUAUUAGACGAUCACAGCUGGAACCUUGUACAGAGCAGACGUACCACUUCUGUUGGACUCACCCCGCCCUGGUACAGGGAGACCUCCCGCCCCUGCAAACCCCCCACACCCAUCACCCCUGGCUGUCGUGCUGACCCGUGUGUUCUAGGGUAGGCCUGUGCUGUAUGAUAGGACAGAAAUAUUUUUUUUAUUUAACUGAAAAAAGGACAAAGUUUGGCACUUUGAUGUCGGAAUCAGAUUUUUUUGUUUGUUUGUAUAUGCAAACAGUUUUUUGAAAUGAUGCUACAAUGUAAGGGACAUAUUUACUGAAUAUUUAGUCUGUGCUUCAUAAAUUGAGCUUUUAUACACUCGCUCUUG
This is a messenger RNA of Synchiropus splendidus (mandarinfish), 4704 nucleotides long. RefSeq names its product pleckstrin and Sec7 domain containing 2 (gene psd2). Gene Ontology annotation, biological process: regulation of ARF protein signal transduction. The transcript has 15 exons. Bases 335 to 2878 code for a protein of 847 amino acids. Gene Ontology annotation, molecular function: guanyl-nucleotide exchange factor activity; phospholipid binding; protein binding. The record is from RefSeq and is a predicted model, not a curated record. Lineage: Eukaryota; Metazoa; Chordata; Actinopteri; Syngnathiformes; Callionymidae.